This is a messenger RNA of Suillus subaureus, 594 nucleotides long. Its product is annotated as initiation factor eIF2 gamma, C terminal-domain-containing protein. NCBI's taxonomy places the organism in Eukaryota, Fungi, Basidiomycota, Agaricomycetes, Boletales, Suillaceae. The record is from RefSeq and is a predicted model, not a curated record. Gene Ontology annotation, biological process: formation of translation preinitiation complex; positive regulation of translational fidelity. The coding region runs from base 1 to 594 and encodes 197 amino acids. Gene Ontology annotation, cellular component: eukaryotic translation initiation factor 2 complex; cytosol. The transcript has 4 exons. Gene Ontology annotation, molecular function: tRNA binding; translation initiation factor activity.
AUGAAUGUUGAGGUCAAGUCGGCGUCACCAGAAGUUUGGGCUGAUCGUAAAUCUGCAUCUCCAGCCAACUACUUCUCGGACGCGCCCGUCACCGCCGAGUGGCCGAUGCUCGAUAAUACACAUCUGAUCGCAUUGAAGGCCCUGUGGCUUCUUGAAACAGUCUGGAUCGCUCAGAGGCUGAUGUUCAUCAGAAUCAAUGUAUUUCCUUCGGAUCCAGGCGGAUUCAACGCUCAACUUUGGGAUUGGCGUUGCUCAGUUGUAUGCCCAUCUCCAUCAGGAGGGCUGAUCGAUGUCUGGAUCCUGCGCUAUGCGGAGCGGAUCGUUUGGUUGGUCAAGUGCUGGGUGCCGUCGGAAAGUUUGUUCCUUCUCUGUCGUUUGCUGGGCGUUCGCACAGAGGACGAAAAACAAACCAAAGUCUCAAAACUCGCCAAGAAUGAGCUCCUAGUCAUUAACAUUGGCGCAACAUCGACUGGCGGACAAGUACUGAACAUGAAAGGGGAUCUCGAGAAGAUUCAAAUGACCUCACCCACAUGUACCGAAGUUGGGGAGAAGGUUGUUCUCAACUGCUCCCGAUGUAUUGGCACCAAGACAUAA